GCUUCUCUGGCUGCUGUUUGUUGAGAGAACAUCAUGGCGUCGGGAGCAGGAGAGUCGUCCAGCGGACACGAUGCAGAAUUGGACGAGCUGCUGGACAGUGCGCUGGGUGACUUUGACAAGGCCCCUCCAGCUCCUGAGCCUGCAGCAGCUUCCUCCUCGGUAGACAGUGGAGCAGAAAAGCCGCCCCUGCUGGAGGACUGCAAGCUGUUUGAGACUUUGUUUGAGGGAGACAUGGCUGCUCAGGCCAAGGACGAGUGGGAGAAAGCCAUGACAGAGCUGGCUCAGGAGGAGCCAGAGUUACUGCAGCACUUUCAGAAACUGUCAGAGGCUGCAGGGAAAGUUGGCACUGAUACCGCUUCACAGCAAGAGUUCACCUCCUGUCUAAAGGAAACGCUCCGUGGCUUGGCCAAAAAUGCAGAUAACCUUCAGUCCACGGGACUGGCGGGAGAUGACCUCGUCAAGGCUCUGGAAGGACUGGGUCUGGAUGAGGGUGGAGAAGCUGGCGGUGAGGAUGGAAACAUCCUGCCCAUCAUGCAGUCCAUCAUGCAUAACCUUCUCUCUAAGGAAGUGCUUUACCCAUCUCUAAAAGAAAUCACAACCAAGUACCCAGAGUGGCUGGAGGCCAACAAGUCGGCGAUCAGCUCAGAGGAAUACCAGCGCUUUGAGCAGCAGUCCAAGAUCAUGGGAGAGAUCUGCCAGCUGUUUGAGAAGGAAGAGGAGGCUUCAGACAAAGACAGUACAUUCGAGAGCAUCAUGGAACUGAUGCAGAAGCUUCAAGACCUUGGACAGCCACCGAAAGAGCUGGCAGGAGAUGCACCUCCUGGCUUCAACUUCGACAUGGAGUCCCUCAACCUCCCCGGAGGCCCCGGGGCCGGCGCAGGAGAGCAGUGCUCCAUCAUGUGAGGAGGCGGUGGGCGUGGCUUAUCCAGCGCCGGGAGCCCGCAGGUCACCGUGUGCGUCGGCCGCAGGGAGGGAGUGAAAACGCCAGGCGGGAAUCUGGCCUCGUGGCCACACUGCUUCCCUCUGGGAGGAGGUGUGUGUGCAAACAGCAACCACAACAGAGCCGGAAGCACGGAAACCAAAAAAGAGCCGGUCACAAAAACACACUCUCUUCUCUGUAAAAUCACCAAACGCACAAAGAUGAACAUUUUAAUAUCCUUUCCUCAGUUUGAUCUUGGUUGCUGCAGUUUCUUCGGUUUAAUUGAGCAGUCUCACCAUCGUAAGACAUGGCGUCUGCCACGCUCUGUGUCGUGUUCGCAUACUGUUUAGCCUGACGGUAAACUCACUGGUGAACGGUGCCUUCGCUAAAUGACUCACAUCAGCUGUUGUCUUAGUAUCGUCUGAAAUUGAAUAAUAAUUUGUUCUGAAGAUACGGUUAUAAUAUACAUCUGCAAUAUCUGUCGAGGUUUUCUGCCUAAACUAAUUCCAAAAACUGUACAGAACUGAACUUAAGUUAGUUUUUUAACAGGAAAAAUAUGAAAAAGAGGUGAGUGUUGGUCAGUUUUUUUUAAUAUAUAUAUAUAUAUAUAGAGAGAGUUACAGAAGGGGACUUUCUUGUGAGAAGAUUCCAGGAUCUCCAGUAGCUCACUGAAUUAAAUGAACCCCAUUCCCCGAGUGUCACUCCCCAUCCCCACAUGUUGAUUUGAAAGGAUUGCCGGGCGCCUUUGCUGUGGUUCCAGUGAUCAUUAUAGUGUAGAGUUACUGUGCAAAGUGCUUCCAGUGUGAUUCCCCGUGUUCUCAAUGUGCAGAGUGAUGGAUCCUGCUGGAAAAGCAAAACACAGAUUGUAAUUCAGCGUGUUCGCUGUCUGAUUGGGCGGACCUGUAACCCUCGGAGGUACAGCGCUGUUUCUGGAAAAGGCGACUGGCAGGGAGAAUCCAGAACAUCCCAUUGUGUCAUGAGCAUGCAUAUAAUGCAUGCAGGAACACUGUCGGUUGAAACAUCAGCAGCCUGAUGUUAGCGUUUUGUGGCGGUGUUUGAAAGGUGUGUUUACUGCAGUGGAUGUGUUGCGUUGACUGCUGCUGCUGCUGGACAAUGGUUUACCGGAGCAACCGCAGAGAGGUGGCCAGAAAUGACGCGAACGCCGGCCCGUCAAUAACCACGGAGCCGACUGAAAGGGUUCGGUCAGCCGUGCACUGAGAAGGAAUGAUAUAUACAUCAGCCCCGGCCGAGGGGAGGCUGCUCCACACGUUCCGUCUCGGGGGAGGAAGUGCGACCUUUUCACCUCGAGGCCGAUGCUCCUUCAAAGAAAAUGCAACCUGUUAUUUUUGCCACUAUCUUGUUGGAUUUGUAAAUAUAUGAAAUAAAAGCAAUGAUGUGAUGCA
Messenger RNA from Salarias fasciatus (jewelled blenny), 2322 nucleotides. It is a transcript of the gene pex19, whose product is annotated as peroxisomal biogenesis factor 19. Gene Ontology annotation, cellular component: peroxisome; peroxisomal membrane. Lineage: Eukaryota; Metazoa; Chordata; Actinopteri; Blenniiformes; Blenniidae. The record is from RefSeq and is a predicted model, not a curated record. Gene Ontology annotation, biological process: protein import into peroxisome membrane. Bases 34 to 903 code for a protein of 289 amino acids. The transcript is spliced from 8 exons.